Molecule: messenger RNA, 1079 nt
Organism: Aedes albopictus (Asian tiger mosquito)
Lineage: Eukaryota; Metazoa; Arthropoda; Insecta; Diptera; Culicidae
Gene: Ripalpha
Product: RIP-like protein
Exons: 2
Coding region: 249-875 (208 amino acids)
Biological process (GO): protein import into nucleus
Cellular component (GO): nucleus
Source: RefSeq, a predicted model, not a curated record
AAGCGAAGUAAGCCCCUCGAUUGUCAAAAUCAGCUGAUGCGAUGUGCAUCGUAAAAAAUAAAACAAAGGCCUGCAAGUGCAUCGGCGCCAAAAUCAGAAGAGCUCGCCCAAAUAGGUCCCAAACAUUCAGGAAGUCUGGUUUGCAUGUAUAUUCGUGAUUAAUUAAAGACACAGUAUAUUUUCGACGAGCGUGAUUCCGCACACUAAAUUCUAGACAAUCAGUUUCGUUAUCAAUUUCCUAUCCCAAAAUGGAACUAGUAAACUCGCCCCCUUCCUAUCACACCAGCAUCGCCCAAAAAUGCCGUUCCAAAAGUGCCGCCCACCACCGAUUCAAGUAUGGUUCUCCGAAGCUGGUGGACAUGAUGCGAGAGAAAUGUCGACUGCGAAUCAAGGAGGCCCGGAGCGAUCACCUGCUGCGAAAGCGCAACAUCGUUCAGGAGGAAAAAGCUCUACUGGAAUCGAUUGUUCGCCAGGAACUGUCGGAGCUGGAACAGGACAUUGAACUGCAGGAGCUGAUCUUCCAGGAGUUGAUUGCCGAGACAGACGAAUGGUUAUUCGAAGAGUACGAACGAUUCGGACGCUAUCAGAUUGACGAGUACGAACAGGAAGUGGUCUUUUGCCCGCUGUGCCAGAAGGAUAAACUCGUUCCUACCGGCGAUGGGAGUGUGAUGCGAUGUUCGUGUGGAACAGUGAUCAAACAUCCCGGUGGAAUCAUGGGGAUUGCAGCUGGCGUGAGGAAUACACUCGAAGAACACAGUCAGCGCUGCGAAGAGGAAGUGCAUUUCUUUCUGGAACCAGACGUUUUAGAUUGCAGUUUUGGAAGGUUAAAUGCGUUUUGCUCUAGCUGCGAUUAUUGCAGAAGUUUGGCUCAGUAGGGUUUAUUUUUGGACGUUUUUGUUCUGGUAUUAUGUAGUACGUAAGGUUUUAUUUUAUCAUUGUAUCAGCAAUUUGCAAGGAUUCUUGUCAAUCUAAUGAUUGCAGGUAUAUAUUUUUCUUUUAGCCGGCACGACUUUUUUUCCGAUCAUAUUUGUUAUACAUUUAAAAACAUUCUAAAUAUUCUGGAUUAUUCCACAUCAAUA